This is a messenger RNA of Oryzias melastigma (Indian medaka), 4472 nucleotides long. RefSeq names its product ATPase phospholipid transporting 8B3 (gene atp8b3). Gene Ontology annotation, cellular component: plasma membrane. Gene Ontology annotation, molecular function: ATP hydrolysis activity; ATP binding; magnesium ion binding. NCBI's taxonomy places the organism in Eukaryota, Metazoa, Chordata, Actinopteri, Beloniformes, Adrianichthyidae. Gene Ontology annotation, biological process: Golgi organization; phospholipid translocation. Bases 95 to 3574 code for a protein of 1159 amino acids. The record is from RefSeq and is a predicted model, not a curated record. The transcript is spliced from 27 exons.
GAGCAGAGGAGCAGCAGAGGAGGAGCAGCAGAGGAGGACCAGAGGAGCAGAGGAGCAGCAGAGGAGCGCUCGCCUCUUUGCUCUGCUCGGCAUCAUGGUGACGGAGGACUCUCCAUCAGGUUUCACGUGGGAGGUGAGAGCAAACAGCCCCAACUACCACCGGGCCAGACAGAAGAAAUCUUUCCUGUGCUUCCAGUGGGGGAGAUACGCAGGCAACGCGGUGCACAGUCAUAAAUACUCCCCCCUGAGCUUCCUGCCCCUGACGCUGUUCGAGCAGUUCCACCGCGCCGCCAACCUCUACUUCCUCCUCAUGGUGGUGCUGCAGUGUGUCCCGCCCAUCUCCUCCAUCCCAUGGUACAUCACCAUGAUCCCGCUGCUCGUCGUCCUCUCUGUCAGGGCCUCCAAAGACCUCGCCAACGACAUGGCCAGAAGGCGCUGCGAUGCUGAGGUGAACUCUCGGCGCUGUGACGUCCUCCUCUCCCACAGAUUCGGAGCCACUCAGUGGAAAGACUUGUGUGUUGGAGACAUUCUCCGGAUCUGCAAAGACCAAGUCAUCCCGGCAGAUCUGCUGCUCCUCUGCAGCUCGGAGCCUCACAGUUUAUGUUACGUGGAGACGGCUGACAUUGACGGAGAGACCAACCUGAAGUUCCGGCAGGCUCUGGCCGCCACCCACAGCCACCUGGGCAGCUGUCCAUCAGAGGGCGCUCUGGCAGCUUUUGACGGUGUGGUGCAGUGUGAAGAACCCAACGACCGGCUGUACGUUUUUCGGGGUCACCUGCUGUGGCGGGGGGAGUGUCACCACCUGGAGAACGAGCACGUCCUCCUGAGGGGAACCGUCCUGCGAAACACAGACCGGGCUUACGGCCUGGUGGUGUACUCGGGCGGCGCUGACGGCGUUUUCUGUGUGGCAGGCGCAGACUCUAAGAUCAUGAGGAACUGCGGGAAGAUGAAGCUGAAGAGGGCGAGAACCGAGCAAGUCCUCAACAGGGUGGUCAUCGGGAUCGUCCUGUGUCUGCUGCUGGCGGCGCUGCUCCUCGCCGUUGGCAGCGGCGUGUUUUCAGGCGUGGUCAUGCGGGAGGCGGGACCUCUGUCAGCGCUGGUGUUUAACGGUGAUCCCGCCUACACGGCGUUCCUGGUCUACUGGAGCUACAUCAUCCUCCUGAGCCCCGCCAUGCCCAUUGCGCUCUACAUCACGUUUGAGGUGAUCCACAGCGUCCACAGCCGCUUCAUCGGCUGGGACCUGGAACUGUACUGGCAGCCGGGAGACAGGCCGGCGCAGGCCAGGAACACGUCGCUGAACGAGGAGCUGGGCCAGGUGGGAUACCUGCUGAGUGAUAAAACUGGGACGCUGACGCAGAACCGCCUGCUAUUCCGACAGUGCUGCAUCGCCGGGGAGAUCUACGGCGACGCCUCGGUCCGGGCAGAAGACGUGGAGCCCAUGGAUCUGAGCUGGAACCCCUUCUCCCGCGGAGGCCUGCACAUGUCUGCUCCCAGCCUGGUGGAGAAGCUGCGAGGACGGCGGUGUCCAGCCAGCAGGCGGUUCUUCCGGGCUCUGGCCCUGUGCCACACGGUCAUGGCGGAGUGGAAGGACGACUCCCCUGUGUACCAGGCCGCCUCUCCAGACGAGGAGGCGCUGGUGGGUGCAGCCAGGGAGCUGGGCUGGGUCUUCCUGCGCAGGAGCAGGGACUGCGUGGUGGUUUCGGAGCUGGGCGUGUCCCGGCAGUACCAACUGCUGGCGCUCCUGGACUUCAGCAGCAGGAGGCGGCGCAUGUCUGUGCUCGUGCGGGAGCCGGGGGGGGCGCUGAAGCUGUACUGCAAGGGGGCAGACAUCGUGAUCCUGGAGCGGCUUCAGAGGAACGCCGCUCACCUGGACAGGACGGAGCGAGCUCUGCAGGUGUUUUCUGUGGCCUGUCUGAGGACGCUGUGCGUUGCGGUUCGAUCCGUUCCUGAAGCAUUAUGGGAACAGUGGAGGGAAACUCUGGAUCUGGUGGCUGCCAUGGCGACCGCUGAGCGCGACGCGCAGCUGGAGCAGCUGUACGACGAGAUGGAGCGAGACCUGCAGCUCCUGGGGGUAACAGCGAUUGAGGACCGGCUCCAGGACGGCGUCCCCGAAACCAUCUGUCUCCUUCGGAGGGCUGGGAUUAAAGUAUGGGUGCUGACUGGAGACAAAAAAGAAACGGCCAUAAAUAUCGGAUACUCCUGUGAGCUGCUGGAUCCUGACGCCCGGCUGCUGGACUGGCAGGACGUCCGACAGAUGCUGCAGUCUCCAGACCCGCAGGUCGGCUUCCUGAAGGCGGGGCAGACGGCGCUGUGGGCCGCCGGCAGAGAGGACGCUCCAGCGCAGCUGUCACUGGUCCUGACCGGGCCUGAACUGGCGGAGUUUGAGCAGAGACCAGAGUGGGGCGGCCCCUUCAUGAGCCUGGCUCGCCAGUGUCAGGCGGUUCUGUGCUGCCGGGUGACGCCCGCUCAGAAAGCGGAAAUCGUGAAGUUGGUGCGGAAGCACACGAACGCCAUCACCAUGUCCAUCGGAGACGGCGCCAACGACGUGAACAUGAUCAAAACGGCUCACAUUGGCGUGGGAGUGGCGGGCGUGGAGGGGGGUCAGGCGGUGCAGAACGCAGACUUCGGCCUGUCUCAGUUCCGGUUCCUGCAGAGGCUGCUGCUGGUUCACGGCCGCUGGUCCUACCGCCGCAUUUCCUUCUUCCUGCGCUACUUCCUGUUUAAGACCUGCAGCUUUGCUCUGGUGCACGUUUGGUUUGGCUGCUUCAACGGCUUCAGCUCUCAGUCUCUGUACGAGACCUGGUUCAUCGCGCUCUACACGGUCCUCUACUCGGCUGCACCUGUCAUGUGCCUGGCUGUUUUUGAACAGGACGUGAGCGCAGAGGCCAGCCUGCGGCAGCCGGAGCUCUACGGCGGCGGCCAGCAGCAGCAGCUGUCUGGCCCCCGGCAGCUCGGUCUGUGUCUGCUGCACGCCGUCUACACCUCGCUGGUGUUCUUCUUCGUCCCGUUCGGAGUCUUUAACAACACGGCCUACGACUACCAGACCAUGGCCCUCACCGUUGCCAUGGCAGCCACCUUUACUGCCUCCGCUGAGAUUGUGCUCCUGACUAAAUACUGGACCAGGUUCAGCGUGGCCGCCGUCUGCGUCUCUGUGGGGAUGUUCUUCAUCUGCAGCCGGAUCACCCACAGCGGCCGGCUCUUCCAGAGGUCGCCCAGCGACUAUUACUUCCUAGGUGUGUCUGAGGUGGCCUUCGCCGAUCCUGUGGUGUGGCUGACAGCUCUGCUCGCCGCCUGGACGGCCGUUCUGCCCUCCUUCUCUGCUCACGCCUUCAGCGCCGUUCUCAUGGCUCCAGACCACCACAAGGUUCACAGCUCAGCCCCUCAGACCGCAGAGAUGAGCUCCACGUUCAGAAGAAGGUCGACUAUGCGGCGGUCCUCAUACGCUGUCUCUCAGGGGGAGGGGCCUGGCCGCAUUAUCACCUCAGCAGUCUCCACCCGAAACGCGAGGACGAGUAAACCGACUGAGGCGCCGAGUGCUGCCGGCCGAACGAUGCCUCAUGAACGUCAUCUUUAGGUGGAAAUGUCUGAAGGUUUUGCUCCUGGUGGAUUCACUGGAACUCCUCCUCCAUCUGACGGCGUUUUGGAGGGAAUCCUUAAACCACGUGUCAAGUCGAGAUCCCAGCCGUAGUCACCAAACACUACAUCAACUGUUUCUGCUGUUGACCUCGUUAAAUGAGGCUUUAUGACCAUUUAAAAUGAACUACAUGUCUGCUGCCCCUACAGGCUGAAACGAGGUAUUACGGCCCAGUUUUGUGAUUGGUCAAUUGAUGUAAGUCCCUCACCAUUUCAGAAGUUUCACGUCAUCAUGCUCUGGACGCCAGAAUAAAAGCCCCGCCCAUCUUUGAACCGUCGACACCAGAGUUGAAGCUCGCCACACGACCGUUGUCUCCUCGCGAUGCCGACGGCGUUGAAGGUCACUUCACGAUGCUGACGCCGAGAGCAGCGGAUAGAGGUCGCUCUGCCAGGAGACAGAGGUGUGUGGGGUGGGGGGGCUGCCUGGGUCUUCUGAACCUUUUGUUUAUGUAUAAAUAUAUACUUUAUUUUCAUGGAGACAAUAAUUAAAAGAUCCUUUAGUUACUUCAAGCUAACCUCACUGUCAAUCACAGAUCCAGACCACACCUCCCUCGCUCAGCUGCCUCCUCUAGCCCCGCCCCUUUUGUAAAUCUGGGCUGAGAGUGGAGCCAGCCCCCAGCCGUCCUGUUUGGUUACCUUUAGCAUGCAGCCUCCCGGCCAGGACUCCGUCUGGAUCUCAGAGCCAUUUUCCUGCUUAAAUAGUGCUAGAAAUAAACGUGGUGAAAAUCAUGUUGUUGCUUAGAAUAGAUGUGAAUUUUCAGCCAGGAGACGGUAAAACGCUCCUCUGUUACCAAACCAUAAACUUCUGUUGAAGAACCAAAUAAAACAUGCAAACUGCU